CGAAACUUUAUCAUUUUCACAAAAUUAGCCGGUAUGAAAUGUCUUAUCUCGUUUCCCUUUUUCAUCAUUAUUUGUAUCAUAAUGAAUAUUGUUUCGGUUACUGAAGCAUACAAGGUUGUUAUCCAUAGUUAUAUGAAAUAUGGUACAUUGUGUCGACUUUGGACGGAAGAUGAAUAUGGUAAUUACUUAUCUGGUGAUAAAUCGGAUCGAACAUGCCAUGAAGAUGAUGAUUAUACUUAUUAUACACCGCCAACCACAUUUUAUGUUAUUGCGCAUGUUCCCUUUAGCCUUGAAGAAGAUAAAAAGCGUGGUCCAUACCACAAUGAUAUUUGUCUAACUAUACAAGGAACAUUAAAUGAUUGGGAUUUUUAUGAAGCUUCUACUCCAUGUUAAAUAAUUGUUUUUCAAGAUUCUCCUAUAUUCUUUAUAUUAUAAUAAUUGCAAUUGUAAGCUCAUGAAAUAUUAAAUAGAUGUCCAUAUGAAAUUUGAAAAAGAUUCUGUUAAAUUAGCGUUAUAAGUAGUAUCAGAAACCGG
Molecule: messenger RNA, 534 nt
Organism: Rhizophagus irregularis DAOM 181602=DAOM 197198
Lineage: Eukaryota; Fungi; Glomeromycota; Glomeromycetes; Glomerales; Glomeraceae
Source: RefSeq, a predicted model, not a curated record